AUGAACGUGUAUUCUGGUUCACUUUUGCACAAACCAGAUAUCCCAGUUGUGGGUGUUCAGGUUUUAUUACUUUACCAACCGGAUAACCCUGUAUUGGUAUUUCGAUUCGGUAUGUGUCCUCACUUGAUGAUAUGCGAUGUGAAUCAGACAUGGACGGAUACAUCAUAUGCGUUUGUAACAGGCAAGAGAGGAAGAAGUGACAAAUUAAUAUUUGGUUAUGAUAGAGGUGGAAAAUACAAAGAAGGAGAUAGCAAAACACAAAGUGCUAGUAAGAAAUGUGGUCGUCCUUUCAAAAUUAGGUCAACACCGUCGAAAAAUGGUUCUCGAUGGAAGAUCGAUGUAAAAUGUGGAGUUCACAACCAUGGCUUACCUGAUAGAUUUGAAGUUCAUACUUUCGUAAGUCGACUAAAUGCAGAUGAUCAACAACAUAUAGUUGAUUUGACAAAACGCCAUGUUCCACCAAGACACAUAUUAUUGUCAUUGCAAGAGCGUGACCCGAAGAAUGUCACUCAGAUCACGCAAAUAUACAAAUAUAAGAGUAAGAUAUAUAAAGACAUAAGGGGCCCUAGAAUGGAAAUGCAACAAUUAUUCAAGUUGGUAGAGGAAUCAGGUUAUGUUUACUAG
Messenger RNA from Vicia villosa (hairy vetch), 624 nucleotides. RefSeq lists its product as uncharacterized. Bases 1 to 624 code for a protein of 207 amino acids. Lineage: Eukaryota; Viridiplantae; Streptophyta; Magnoliopsida; Fabales; Fabaceae. The transcript is spliced from 3 exons. The record is from RefSeq and is a predicted model, not a curated record.